Messenger RNA from Temnothorax curvispinosus, 2228 nucleotides. Its product is annotated as nuclear pore complex protein DDB_G0274915-like. NCBI's taxonomy places the organism in Eukaryota, Metazoa, Arthropoda, Insecta, Hymenoptera, Formicidae. The annotation marks the transcript as partial. The record is from RefSeq and is a predicted model, not a curated record. The transcript is spliced from 2 exons.
AGUUUUGGCACUGGUAUCACAUAUAGUAGCAAUACUUUUACGCCAACUUUAUCAAAGUCCACUAAUUUCUUGGUAGUCGACAAAGCGCCAUCGAGUUCAACAUUCGCACCGAUUAAUCCUAGCACUGCGGCUGAAGGAAAAAUUGAGACGAAUAAAAUCUUUACUGCAAGUGCUAUCAUUAGUUCGCCCAGUACCGGGAAUACUCAAACUACUCCUACUUUUGCUUUCGGUAGCAACAAACCCGCCUUAUCUCUUGUGACGCCCACUCAAGUAGCUGUAUCAACCUUGCCGUCCCAAUCACCCGGGACGACAUUAUUGCCGGUCAAUACUACUGCAACUAGCAUCGCCGGUUUUAACAACGUUGUAAGCAAUAGCACAUCGAGUAGCGUUACAACAUCCGCGAUCGCACCUUUAUUCAGUUUCGGAAGUAAUAAUACCGCUUUGCAACCUGCAAAGUCGGAUAACUUCAUGUUUAAUCAGCCUAGCAGUAACGUUCAACCGAAAAUGAACGCUUUUGGAAGUCUUGCAAACAGUGGAGCAACAUCAUUGUCGCAAGUUACGACUAACUCUUUCAAUUUCACGCCCAACACUUCGAUAACAACCGUCGCAAAUAAUUCGUUUACCGCGAACACCACGACUGCCGCAGCAUCGACAUUCGGACCGUUGAGCGCGUCGACGUUCUCGUUGGGCACGACGUCCGCUACUUCCUUGACACCUAUCUAUCUUUUUGGCGCUUCCAAUACUUCAAGCACGACGUCCUUGGCUCUACCAGCUACAAUUGUUAACAAUACGAGCAGCUUGAACGCGAUAAGCAACAAUGCGAUUCCCGCAUUUGGAGCGUCCACCACUACCACCGUUCCACAAUUUGGUACGCCUACGACCACAGUUUCACAAUUUGGAACACCUACGACCACAGCAACGCAAUUUGGAACACCUACGACCACAGUAUCGCAAUUUGGAACACCUACGACCGCCGUUCCACAAUUCGGCGCACCCACCACAUCCAUUUUCGCCACUACGUCAAAUACGACGACAAGCGCGAACAUAUUUGGAGCAAGCAACAACAGUCAGCCACUUUUCGGAGCUGCGCCAGCCUCCAAAACAACGUCAGAAACCGCUGGUAUAUUUAACAGCCCAACAACCAUGGCUCCUUCGAUUUUCGUCUCGACGACCAACGUUGUGUCGACGUCCGGCAGCACGCCUAGCUCCAGUUUGUUCUCCAAUGCUAACGCUAAUUCGAUUCCGACUACCGCGGCACCUUCGGUAUUUGGUAGCGGCACCCCGGCUUUCGGCCAGACGAAGCCUUCGACGUCUUUCGGAACGGCGAGCGGCAUGUUCGGCAGCACGACGGCUGCACCGUUAUUCGGCUCGACCACGCAAACCGGCAACACGACCGCUCCCGCGUUUGGCAUCCCCGGCAACGUCUCCACCACUUCCGGCUUCGACACCACCAACAACACGACGCCCGCGUUCGGGACACCUGGCGUAGGGACGGCGACGAACGUGCAGGCGGCACCGGCUUUCGGCGGUACAACCGGGAUAUUCGGCGCGACCGAUAAUAACGCACCGUCAGUUCCCAUAUUCGGAGCGAGCGCUACUCCGGCUACUGAAGCCUUCGGCAUCUCCUCGCCACCGAGCACUUUCGGCGCGCAAAAUCCUCCGAGCAUCGCGUUCGGUGCCGCUAGCGGCGGCACUACGUUCGGCGACAACAAAUCUCUAUUCGGAGCGACGCCGGCGACCGGCACGAGCUUCGGCACGUCCAAUCCGCCUGUUCCGGCUUUCGGGGCUGGUAACGCUAAUAACGCGAGCGGUAGUACAAAUAAUAUGUUCGUCUUCGGGAACGCUCCGAAAGACGGCCAACAGAACCCGACGUUUCCCUUCGGAUCCAACUUUAACGCUGGAAGCAACAAUCCCCCGGCCGCAGCGCCCGUCCCGUUCCAGUUUGGAUCCUCAGCUUCCAAACCUCCAGCACCAACGGGAUUCAACUUCCCCACACCGUCGGCGCCUGCUACCAUCAAUUUCGGAACCACGACCGCGCCGCCGCCCUUCAAUCCCUCGACGCCCGGCAUGUUCAGCAUCGGAAGCGGAUCUACCGCGCCGCGAUCUAGACCAAUUCGCACGCGGAAACCGAGAUGAUGGAGAAUGUAAAUGCCGCCUGUCCGAGUGCAUAUUUUCGUUGAAAUAUAUAUUUCAAGUGUUUAUUCAAUUACAUUGUUUUAUAUAUGGAG